Paramecium octaurelia is the source of this 500-nucleotide messenger RNA. Lineage: Eukaryota; Ciliophora; Oligohymenophorea; Peniculida; Parameciidae. The record is from the annotation of a GenBank genome assembly.
AUGCUAUUUCUUUUAAUAUCAAUUGCUCUGGCUUAAUAACUUGAGUAUUUUAACGAUGCCAACUUUUAGAAACGAACUCUCAUAUCCAAACACUAUGUAGUCUAUGAUUGGGUCAUUGCAUUUUGUGAUCAGGAAUGUGAACAAGAAACUAUUACUAUCGUAAAUUCCUUUCCAGAUUCGUACUAAAAAGGACUCGUGAAUCUCUAAACCAAUCCAUGGAUCAAAGACAACAUAGCUCAAAAAGGCAUUUGGAUUUAUCAUUUGAACAACACGAUGUGCGAGUUUAAGAAUGGAAAUUGCCAUCACCAUCAUCAAGUCCCUUAAAUAUAUAACAUCCCAAAAGUCAACUUCUUUGAGCCCAGAAUGGUAAUUCUAUUCACAGCAUAUUUUAGAUCGUCGUCUAAAUAGGAUGUGUUAUUUUGGUCAUAUUUUACAUAUUGGCAUUCUUUGAUUUAAAAAAGAGAUUUUGGGAUACAAAACACAAAGUAAAAUCAUAAUGA